AAAAAUUACUAGAAGUUUUUUACUACAUAUAAAUAUCUAAAAGGCUAAACAACUCUUCAAAAUUAUAGGACGAAAACUAAAAAUGCUAACAUGACAAAAAUAUUUUCAACUGAUAAGUAUUGUCUAUAUAGAUCUAUUUCUUCUAUUAUGUCCUAUAUUUUGCAAAAUUGCUUGGAUUUCAGAGAUGGUAGCUCUUUUGAGACAAUUUCUUUCCAGGUGGUUUUAGGUCUAUUUAAUCCUUUCUUACUACUUAACAUUUAUACAUUGAAGCAUCUCAUAAUUGACUUAAAAUAUAUGACCACACUAUCUCAAGCAACUUUCUCUCAUUUUAUUCUCGAUGAUAUGUGUUACUUGACAAACUUGUCAUUUCUGAAAAAUCCAUCCAUUAAAUUGACGUCAGUGAAAAUUAUUAAUCCAAGGAGUGUGUGCCCCUUUCCUUUGCUCACUAUAAAUAAUCACAUUUCUUUUCUCAUUUCUUCAAAUCUCCCAAUUACACAAAUUGAUCAAUAUGGAAAACUCCCUUAAGUAUCUUGCUAGUGAGAGCUUUUCAUAUAGUUGGUUGUUGAAUGAAAAUCCUUCUUCUCUUAAAUCCACCAUUCUUGAUGAUCACAAUGAAGCUACAACAUUCUUGACUUAUUCAAAGAGAUUCUUGGAAUUAGAAUCCCAAAAUUUCAACUUUGAUAUUAAUCCCGUUUUCUCUCUUGUUCAUGCUGAUGAAAUAUUUUCAGAUGGACAUAUUAUGCCCUUAUAUCUUGACACAUCAAAGAUUGGAUCUUUUCAAGAAACAAUUUGUAACUUUGACACUAGUUCAAUUUCUUCAACUCCUCUCACAUCCUUUUCUGCUAAAAACAGAGGAAAACAGAGGAAAUCAUGUAGCAAAAUCUUGGUCAAGAGGUUAAAAUUCCUUUGGUUGUUUUGCAAGAGUUUAGGCAAUUCAAGAAAAGGUUCUAAAGUUGAUGACUUUGAAAGAAAAGUUUUGGAAAUUGAUAGUAGAAAUUCACCAAAGGCAACUCCAUCUCAUUGUAUAGAUAUGGAGAACACAAUUUAUGAGGCCAUUCUGCAUUGUAAGAGAUCAUUUGGUAUGUUAAAUGAUCUUUGUGAUUGAUUUCUCAAAAUCCAAGCCAUAAAGUGCAACAUAUAUAUAUAUAUACACAUUAGUGGAAAGUUAUGAGUUCAGAUGAACCCGCGGUUAAAGGGCUAUCACUGCCCCUCCAUAUUUAUAUAUAAUGCUUUCGCAUGUACUUUUUCUUUCAUAUUUUUCUCCAAUUGUGUAUAUGAAGAUUUAAAUCAUAUUUUGAUAUUUUGUACAAUCCAAGGUGAAAAAAGUCAUAGGGAGGAGAACUUACUAUUUACUAGCAUAUCUUCUUUUAGGAUAAAAAUUUCUAAUUACUUUUCUUUUUUAUACCAUUUUGAAGCCUCUAUUACCAUAUUAUUAGUGCUUGGGGUUGGGGAUCCAGAUAUUCUAGAGAGAACAAAUUCUUGGAAAGAUGGCAAAAUGAAGAGUGUUUGAGAUUUCAGAGAGGAUCUACUCUUUGGAAUGAUUCUUGAAAAAAAUAAAAAAUUAUGGUGAGGUUAAAGUUGGAUAGGACCCUAAGGCCCCUCACAUUGUCUCAUUUUUUCUUUUUGUACUUGUUUGGGAUGGUUGUGCC
Molecule: messenger RNA, 1649 nt
Organism: Solanum dulcamara
Lineage: Eukaryota; Viridiplantae; Streptophyta; Magnoliopsida; Solanales; Solanaceae
Product: probable membrane-associated kinase regulator 6
Exons: 1
Coding region: 509-1105 (198 amino acids)
Source: RefSeq, a predicted model, not a curated record